AUGGCCCAACUGCUCCUGGUACUCUGGGCAUCUCUGGUGUUUGUGGAGGUCACUGGAGACAUGUUGGCCAUGAAGAAAAGAAACUUGCACUGCUUCCAGUGCGACAUGGUUAUCUGGGCAAACCAGUGUCAGUCUAUGGAGUGCAACCCCAAGGAAAAAUGGUGCAUCAUCAAAGAGGUUCUCAAUAACACAGGUACACACAGCACACCUGUGAUCACCAAGAGCUGUUCCAUCAAUUGUCCCAAGUUCGACUACUUCAUUGACUGGGCUUUGGGUGAUGUGGAGACUAUGCCCAACAUAACAUGCUGUGCAUGGAACAACUGCAACAGAGCACCUGAGAGUUUGGAGGGGUUUGGGGCCUUACUAGGGAGGGUCCUGCUGACAAUGGGUCUGGGUCUCUUCUGCACCCUGUUGGGAUGA
Arvicanthis niloticus (Nile rat) is the source of this 420-nucleotide messenger RNA. NCBI's taxonomy places the organism in Eukaryota, Metazoa, Chordata, Mammalia, Rodentia, Muridae. The record is from RefSeq and is a predicted model, not a curated record.